CCAGAAAUUCUUUGAAUUAGACAUCCACAAAAUUCUGCAUCCUAGCCAGACUCGCUGGUUGUCGCUGGCUGCUGUUGUUAGUAGAAUUCUGGAGAACUGGGAGGCUUUGAGGCUCUUCUUUAUUGAUCAAUCCCUGACUGCUCGUCUAAAGGCAGCGGACAAUAUUGUCAGCCACAUGAGAAAUCCUUCCAUCAAGUCCUAUUUCCUCUUCCUCAAUUGGGUACUUCCCAAGGUUACUGGGUUAAAUGAGUACUUUCAAUCUGAGAAACCAACUAUCACUAUAAUCCACAGUAAGAUGGUUCAAGCGUACCAGGAAUUUCUCUUGAUGUACAUGCAAAGAGAAUUCGUCAUGCGCACCCCACUGCAUCUCAUCAACCCGGCGGACGCCUCCAGAUACAUCCCCACCAGCAAUAUGUACCUGGGCGUCGACGUCAGCGAGUACUUGCAGAGUCCAGCCGUUGCAGGGAAUCCACAGAUGGUACAGGACAUCCUGGUACGCGCUCAGAUGUUCCUGGUGACCCUGUGCACUAAAAUAAAGGAAAAGUACGACUUCAACGACCCUAUCCUGAGCAGAAUGCGUGUGCUGAACCCCGAGGCUGCUCUAUCUCACAGGGAAAGGGACACAACUCCGAGCAUAGCGACAUUGUGCUUUCUCUUACCUCGCUGCGUCUCCAGGGACCAGGUGCAGGCUGUAGACGACGAGUGGCGGCGGCUCCCUCUCCUAGCCCAAGACCUCCCCGACGUGGUGAAGUCUAUCCAA
Molecule: messenger RNA, 760 nt
Organism: Frankliniella occidentalis (western flower thrips)
Lineage: Eukaryota; Metazoa; Arthropoda; Insecta; Thysanoptera; Thripidae
Exons: 2
Source: RefSeq, a predicted model, not a curated record